AUGAAUAAAUUAUUUUCAAAAACUGUUAAAAAUCAAGUCAAUCAAGGGCAGGUACCCUCUCACAAAUCGUUUACUGAAGAAGAGUCGACAACAGGAACAACGGCAACCAUUUCUACAACUCCUUCUACAGCCACAACUACUACAAUUAACCCAACAUUCCAAGCUUCUACUACUUAUUCUAGGUUAAAUUGCGCUGAUACUAGUAAUCGUAACAGUCAAAAUAAUUUAAAUAUCUUUGACAAAAAUGUAUUCACAGAUUCGUUAACAUAUCAUUUAGCUCGUGCUUCACCUUUCUCUGGUGAAGCAAAACGUAUAUCAUUAGUAGGAGAACCAAUAAUAACCAUAAGAAGCAAAGCAUUUUUUCUAGAAGCAGAAUUAAGAAGAACAGGUGCGUUUAGUAAUACUUGGCAUUUUGAUUUUGAAGGAAAGGAUUAUAGAUGGAAACCAGCUCAAUUGGGAGCAAAGGAUUGUGAUUUAGUAUGCGAAUUAGUAGAAUAUGAUAUAUCUAUGUCUCCAAAUACUACUACUCCAAAAUUUUUAUCAUUUAGUAGUAGUGUAAUUUCUCCAUCUCCUAAAAAAAAUAAAAUAAAAAUUGCAACUUUAUUAAGAAACUCAUCAAAUUCUAAUGAUGGUAAUGAUAGAAAUGCUAUUGGAGAAUUAACUAUUUUUAAAGAAGCUUGGUUAGAUGUUAAAGAACAUAGAGCACUUGAAGUUUUGUUAAUUCUAGGUUGUAUGGUUAUGUUGGAUGUCAUUGAAACUUCUUAA
Messenger RNA from Entrophospora candida, 765 nucleotides. The record is from the annotation of a GenBank genome assembly. NCBI's taxonomy places the organism in Eukaryota, Fungi, Glomeromycota, Glomeromycetes, Entrophosporales, Entrophosporaceae.